GCAUGCUCCCAAUUAUUGGAGAGUUUAAUUACUCGUCUAAUCUCAACUUGGGUAUGAGACCAUUUUUGUCUUGUACCACUUUUACUUGUCGUAUCGUAUCCUAGUUUUCCUUUAAGUUUUAAAUUACUAAAAUUUCACAAAGGUGAAAUUAGACUUCGAAGAAAAAUAUAUAAUAAACUUGAGAAUUUCCAAUAACCUGCGAUUUAUUCCUAAUAACUGAGGAUGUUAUUUUUACCACUUUUACGUGUACCCUCGUUUUCAUUUAAUUUUUAAAUUUCACAAUGAAUGAUGAAGAAUGAUGAAGAGUGAAUGAUGAAAUUAGACUUCAAGAACUAAUAAACUUGUGAGUUUCCAAUAAUGCUGAUUACUGAUUAUGCUCUUUUUUCAGUUUCUAGGUCAAAAUGAGAUCGCAAUCUUUACAAACGAUAGGCCUACGGGCUGCAAUUGUCCUGGUGGUAGCAAUUGUUGUGAGGACGACGCAAGGUGCCACCGAGUCGGUGAAAGCACAUCACAUUGCCAUUGAUGCCGAGCCGAGGUCAUCCUUCUCACCCACGGCGUCCUCCUCCCUGGCAGCCGCGCAAUCUAGGUCAGGUCAGUUGGUGUAUGCGCAGCCGCGCGAUGCAUAUGCGGGGUCAACCUCGUCGGGCGGGUAUUCCACCGUGGGUUCAGCUGGGGGUUCAGCAAGCUCCUCGUCGUACGGGGCACCGGCGUCGUCAAGUUCAUCGGGUGCGUAUGGAGCCCCAGGAAGUCAGAAUCCACAAGGUUCUAUGACCUACUAUUACUAUCACUACCCAGCAGCUGCCGGCGGUGGGGGGAAUGGGGGUUGGAGUGGGGGAGAAACUACGGGAUAUUCCGAUGAUGAAGGAUUUGAUGGUGGAUUAGGAUCUUUGGGAGGGCUUGGAGGCCUUGGCGGUUUGGCUGGACUUUUGGGGGUCAAGGGUUUGAAGGGAAUUGGAGGUUUAGGACUUUUGGCGUUGUUCAAGCUGUUCAAGCCUUUAUUGUUGCCACUGUUGCUCCCACUUUUGCUGUUGUUGCCUCUUCUCUUGUUGUUCAUCCCAAUUCCCGUCAUCACCAUUCCAACUGCUGGUGGAAGAACACUUGAACCCGUCGGAUUGGGUGCAUUCGUACAAGAGAAAGUUUACAAUACGGUCCAAGUGGCGCAAGACGUUCUCACCAGUGGACAAUGCAUAGAGAGGAUAAGUUGCGAGAUCAAUAAGCGAAGUCAUGGGACCUUUGUGGAGAAAUUGAUCACAGGCGUAUUCGAGAAAACGGAGGGCUACUUAUCUAAAAAGUGGCGUCGUGGAAUGCGCGCCUUCGUCGAUGCCAGCCAUCAAGCCGAAGGAUCCCCGAAAUGCUCGAAAUACUCGUGCGACCUGUACCGAGAGGUCACCUCGCGAAUGAGUUACAACAAUGAAGUCAACCCCAGCGCGAACGAAGCCAUUCCAGACUCUGAAAAGAUGUAAUUUAAAUACGACACGUUAAUUAACACACAAAAUCGACCUUACCUACAAUUACGAAACAAACAACAAAAAAGCCUUCACCAAAGUCACCUCACUCACUGAAAUAUAUACGUAUCAAACUUUUCGACUCUACACCCAAAUCAAGACUGACUCUAAAUAAAUAAAUAAGCGACGACGUCGACGUCCAAAUAGAAGUAGCAAAAAUCCGUAAAAGAGAGCAAACACACAUUAAUUUCCUGCGUAUCUACCCUGUCAUUACUUGAUGACAUAGAGAAAU
Folsomia candida is the source of this 1737-nucleotide messenger RNA. RefSeq lists its product as uncharacterized. NCBI's taxonomy places the organism in Eukaryota, Metazoa, Arthropoda, Collembola, Entomobryomorpha, Isotomidae. The transcript is spliced from 6 exons. The record is from RefSeq and is a predicted model, not a curated record. The coding region runs from base 402 to 1463 and encodes 353 amino acids.